UUACUCCAUACAUAUAUUUCCCAAGUGACCUCAUACAACAGUAUUGGACCUUUAUUCUGACGUCACACUGGUAUAAGGUCUAUUGGAGAGGUGUGGAAAGCAGAACCACCUUGAUUCUCCUCUUGUCUGGCACCUUGAUAUCGUCUAUCCUUUCAUAAUGGCUGAUGAUAAAAAAGAGAAAAAGAAGAAAAGUAAGAAGAAGGAUGAGCCAGCCCCAGAACCAGAACCUGCCCCUGCAGAAGAACCAAAACCGACCGCAGCUCCCGCUGCCAAAGGAUCUACAAAAAAAAGAGCCCAGAGGACUGGUUCUAAUGUUUUCGCCAUGUUUACACAGCACCAGGUGCAAGAGUUCAAAGAGGCUUUUCAGCUAAUUGACCAAGAUAAAGAUGGUUUCAUUUCAAAGAAUGACCUAAGAGCCACAUUCGAAUCAUUAGGGAAAUCAGUCCAGGACGAUGAGUUAGAAUCGAUGGUAGCUGAAGCUCCGGGGCCAAUCAAUUUUACUAUGUUCUUGACUAUCUUCGGAGACAGAAUCACCGGAACUGACGACGAAGACGUGAUAAUAAAUGCCUUCAACCAAUAUGAUGAAGGGGAAGGGAAAGUGAAGGAAGAAACACUUAGGCAUGCAUUGAUGACGUGGGGUGAGAAGUUUAGCAACGAAGAGGCUAAUGACGCCUUAAAUGAAGCUCCAGUUGACCAUGAAGGCAUGAUUGACCUGAAAAAAUUUGCCCAAGUUCUUACUAGAGGCGUGGAGGAGGAAGAAGAGGCUGGAGCUUAAUUUUGGGGUUAAGCAGAUAAGGUUCGGAGAAGACGAAGCUACGCUUCAGUAGACUAUUUCAUAGCUAACUGUGAUUCUAUACAUCAGGCUAAAGCCAUAUCUGAGGAACAUUCUAAAGCCAGAUGUACUAUUGCUGACGUGUGUUGUAUCUAGCUUCAUUGACUUUUAGUUGCUGGUCUUACAAUAGUCCGUUUCUUUGGACAUAUAUGUAGUUUUAAUAAAGGAAACUAUAGCAUUUUAAAAUGA
Molecule: messenger RNA, 1021 nt
Organism: Limulus polyphemus (Atlantic horseshoe crab)
Lineage: Eukaryota; Metazoa; Arthropoda; Merostomata; Xiphosura; Limulidae
Product: myosin regulatory light chain 2-like
Exons: 8
Coding region: 158-775 (205 amino acids)
Biological process (GO): post-embryonic development; locomotion
Cellular component (GO): cytoplasm; myosin II complex
Molecular function (GO): myosin heavy chain binding; calcium ion binding
Source: RefSeq, a predicted model, not a curated record